ACAGAACUUCUACUCCACCAUGCCACUUCGGCACCAGCAUCGAGGCACCAGCAGAGAGAUCACGACACCUUGGCUACUUCUGCUUCUUCCCUUGGCUCCUCCGCACCUACGCCCCCACCUUCCUCUAUUCUGAAUCCUCCGACAUGGAAGCAGCCAGCUAUCGCGCGGCGCGAGACCGAUGGGGAGGUUAUGGAGAAGCCCCCCAGACACCGCUACAGCGGUAUAUCACAAACGCAUGCGAUCCGCAGAAUUUCGAGCCGAACCUGGCGCUAAACCUCGAAAUUGUGGACAUGAUAAACAACAAGAAGGGCAAUGCGCCGCGCGAGGCAGCCAUCGCGAUUGUGGGCUACGUCAACCACAGAAACCCGAACGUGUCGAUGUUGGCGCUCAACCUUCUAGACAUCUGUGUGAAGAAUUGUGGAUAUGCUUUUCACCUGCAGAUCAGCACGAAGGAGUUCCUAAACGAGCUUGUCAGAAGGUUUCCGGAGAGACCACCUGCUCAUCCGUCACGGUCCAUGAUGAAGAUCUUGGAACUCAUCGAGGAGUGGAGGUCGACGAUAUGUCAGACGUCAAGGUACAAGGAGGAUCUAGGCUUCAUAAGAGACAUGCACAGGCUUCUCAGCUAUAAGGGCUACGUGUUCCCGGAAGUUCGGCGGGAAGAUGCGGCAGUUUUGAACUCCAGCGAGACCUUGCGAUCGGCAGAGGAGAUGGAGGAGGAGGAAAGGGCAGCACAGUCAGCAAAGCUACAGGAGCUCAUACGGCGAGGCACGCCGCACGACUUGCAGGAAGCAAACAAGCUGAUGAAAGUCAUGGCGGGCUAUGACACACGAAACAAGACGGAUUGGCGCGCAAAGGCAGCCGAAGAAGUUGUCAAAGUGCAGCAGAAGGCUAAGCUUUUGGAGGAUAUGCUGCAGAAGCACCAGGCCGGCGAAGACUUAGACGCAAAAGGCGACGUGUUCGAGGAACUUGCGACAGCAUUGAUGAGCGCGCACCCUAAAAUUCAGAAGAUGUGCGAAGAAGAGUCCGACGACCAUGAAGCGGUGGCUAAGCUUUUUGAGAUCAACGACAGCAUACACAGGACCAUUGAGCGCUACAAGCUGACCAAGAAGGGCGACCUGGACGCGGCAGCGAAGAUCCCGGCGGGCACUUUGGGCACGAGCGGGGCAGGCGUUAGGAGAGGAAACAACAAUGAGCUUUCGCUGAUCGAUCUUGGAGGACCCGAAGAUACACAGCCAGUUGCUACACCUGCUCAGUCGGCUGAGUCAUCAGCGCAGCCGAAGAAGGCCGGCAACGCGCUGGAGGAUGAUCUGUUGGGCCUGUCGAUAGGAGGUGAGACCUAUGGUCAAGGAGGGGCGUUAUCACUGGGAGGAUCCAACGGCUUCGCCUCACAACCAGGCUCGACAUCGCAACCCCAUCUCUCAAACGCCCAAAUAACCAGUAUGUUCAAUCAGCCCGGGCAGCAGCAGCCGUCUCCAGCUCCGCAAACCAGUGCCUUCGGGGGCAUGCCCACAUUCUCACCUCCCAUGUCAUCCUCUUCCCGCCCGUCCUCGACGGCCCCGAAUGUGGCUCCGUCACCGAAACCAGACCCCUUUGCUGCCUUGUCCACACACACGCCACGCGGCGCUUCGCCGUUCCAGUUCCAGCAGUCGAUACAGGCACCGGCGCAGCCUUCGCAAGCUUCAAACGAUCCCUUUGGCCUUGCCCAAUCCAUCACACCUCAGCAGCACCAGGCAUCCACCGCCACCCCCACCGCCACAGCAGCAACAAUAACCGGCGCCGCUGCAACCGACGCGGCUGCAGACGACGAGUGGACGUUCGCCUCUGCCCUCCCAGCUCCGUCCACCUCAAACACGCUCACCAUCGCGUCCGCCUCCGUAGCCAUAACGUGGGCCAUCUCGCGCUCGCGCACAGACCCAGCCCAGAUCGACAUCGCCUCCUCCGUCAGCAACAGCACCCAGCAGCCCAUCUCCGAGUUCACCUUCCAGGUCGCCGUCAGCAAGGCCUACAAGCUGCGCCUCGAGCCCCAGAGUGGCCGCGACCUGGCCCCGGCCCAGCGCGCUGGCAUCACGCAGCGCAUCUUCUUGCUCAACGUCCCCGCCGGCGAGGGCGGCAAGGUCAAGAUGCGCUGGAAGGCCACUUUCGUCGUCGGCGGCCAGCGCAAGGAGGAGAUGGGCGAAGUGAGCUCCCUAGGCGUCGAUUGAUCCAGUUGGGGAGCGGGGGACGUCGGGCGCACGCGCAGCACGUUUUUGCCGGUUUUUUUUUCCUCUUGAUUCUAUUUUUCUGGCCCGUUUGGCCAAACCGAAAACCCCCUACUCGCAUACUCCCUCCCCCUCCCUCCAUCUUGCCAAAUAGUUCGUCACAAUAGAAGACCACCCUUUUACUUUGCAGAACUCCUCUUUUUUUUCUCCCGCCCUUUUGUUAAAAAACUUUUUUUUUUAUUUUUCCUUUUUCUUCGUCGUCUUUUUUUUUUCUUUCUUGGUUCACAGGAUUUAACCUAAAAAGAAGCGGUCUCAUUUCUGUGGGUUCAAAACUGGAUGUUUUGCUAAUUCUUCAUUCUCGUGGGCGCUUCUUGAUAACUACACCACGUGCGCGUGAUAACUCGGGAACGAAGAAUGCAUAUCUGUACGUGCAGGGACGGGAAGAAAUAGAGAAUGAAACGUG
This is a messenger RNA of Verruconis gallopava, 2661 nucleotides long. RefSeq lists its product as uncharacterized. The coding region runs from base 144 to 2201 and encodes 685 amino acids. NCBI's taxonomy places the organism in Eukaryota, Fungi, Ascomycota, Dothideomycetes, Venturiales, Sympoventuriaceae. Gene Ontology annotation, biological process: protein transport to vacuole involved in ubiquitin-dependent protein catabolic process via the multivesicular body sorting pathway; Golgi to endosome transport; Golgi to vacuole transport. Gene Ontology annotation, molecular function: ubiquitin binding; phosphatidylinositol binding. Gene Ontology annotation, cellular component: trans-Golgi network. The record is from RefSeq and is a predicted model, not a curated record. The transcript has 3 exons.